AUGGAUGCGAAAUGGCCAAAACUCGAAGAGCAGGCACGCACUGUCGAGAGGACCAUAGCUUCCAAAUCCAGUAACAACGCUGCGCUGGAAGCCACCAUCAAAACCGCCGAACUGUACCUACAAGCGCUGCGUUUGACUGACAAGCCCUCUGAUCGAAAGAGGCUCGAUGCAAAGUGCAAAGAACUUCUAGGUCAAGCUGAAAGGCUCAAGGCUAGACAAGAUGCUCCGACAAGACAUCUUGCCGACAGGCAACAAAGUGAUGUCCUCAGCGCACCUAUUUCCACGCGCAAGCUUACAACAAGAGAAACCAUAAUCAUUCUCGAGGGUUCCAAACUUAACGGAUUCGUCUUCAAGCCAUGGACUAGUGCUCCUUCCACGGACGAGUUUGUCCUCCAACCUGGGCAACAGCCCUUCACAGACUCGACUUUUCUCUCUUUGUCAAGCACGCAGCUUGCAGUAUUUGAUGGAUGGAAACGACCACAGGAUGCUCUUGCUGCUAUUCAGCGUCAAGCGAAUGGCGAGCCAACGCAGGUUGAGGGCACGAUGCAUAUCCCAGAUUCCAUGGACCUAGUCCAAGACUUGACUUCUGAUUGUUCGGUUGUUGCUAGCUUAUGUGCUGGGAGCUCUCGAGCAGAACAUGGUCACCCAAAGAUACUUCGUUCGAUCGUGCAUCCAUAUGAUCACGAGAAUGACCGAAUUUUAUUCUCCCCCUCUGGGAAAUACGUUCUGAACAUGUACUUCAAUGGUUGUUCGAGGAGAGUUGAGAUUGAUGAUUUGUUGCCUACAUCGAAGACUUCGCGUGUACUUCACGUCAUUGAUCGUCGCCACCCGGGCUUACUAUGGCCAGCACUGGUGGAGAAAGCUUAUCUAAAGAUCCGAGGAGGUUAUGAUUUUCCUGGCAGUAACUCGGGCACUGAUCUUGCUGUUCUGACGGGAUGGAUACCUCAACAGGUAUUUCUGCAUGACGAAGACGUCGACCAAAACGGCUUGUGGGACGAGGUCCUCAGCAACUUCAGACUAGGCAAUGUACUGAUAACCAUUGGUACUGGCAAACUGCCACGCCGCGAGCAAAGACAUCUUGGCCUUGCAUCAGAACAUGACUAUGCGGUCUUAGAACUCUCGUCCGAAGGCAACAGAAGAGAGGUUCUUGUAAAGAACCCCUGGGCUGAUGGUGAUGUUUGGCGAGGGGCAGCAAGGCGGAGACCCAAUCGACAUGAUCAAGAGGAAUCUGAUGAGAAAUCAUCGGACGACAAGAUGAUGCCAGGCACCUUUUGGAUAGACUUCAACCAUGUUUUCCAGUAUUUCGAGAACAUGUACAUCAACUGGAACCCUGGACUGUUCCUUCAUCGGCAGGAUAUGCACGUUUCAUGGCAACAGCCGCAGACAGCCUCGGCUGGAAAUAUACUCGUGGAUAAUCCACAAUUUGCUGUUCAGUCCUCCGAGGCUGGAGAAGUCUGGUUGUUGCUGAACCGGCACUUUCGGACUGGAGACUACACGCAGUCGACCGUUGGCAAGAAUGGCCAUAUCAGCAUCUACCUCUAUCAACGCAACGGUAACGGUGUCGUUGUCAGCGAUGGUGCCAAGGUGCGCGGACCAUUCAUCGACUCUCCCAACACGUUAUUGAGGUUCCAGGCCGUGGCGCAGACGGCCUACACUGCAGUGGUGGUAUCGCAAGACCUGCCUGCAGGGAAGAUGAACUUCACCAUUUCGGCGUUCUCCAAGUGCUCCAUCAUGUUAUCGGAAGCUCGACUUCAGUAUCCGCAAAAGUAUACUGUGAAGUCAGGAUGGACCAGAUCCAAUGCUGGCGGCAACUCGGAGUCCUCUAACUACCUGGCCAACCCGCAAUUUCGUCUACGACUCGGCAGUAAACAGAAAUCGGCGUUGAUAUUGUGUGUCGGUGAGGGAGUCAAGAACAACUCGCCGGACAUUCACGUCAAGAUUUUGAUAGUGUACAGCGAUGGCUCAAGGAUCACCCGUUUGCGACCGAGAGACGUCCUUGCACACUCUGGAGAUUACCGGCGAGGGAAUGCUGUCCUUGAGACAGAACUCGAAGCAGGGUCAUACACGCUCAUCUGCUCGACAUAUGAUCGCGGCCAGUAUGCUGACUUUACUCUCGAUCUGUACUCGUCUUCAGAUGACUCUUGGGCACCCCUCGUCCAGCUCCCCGCAGAUGGCAGCGGACGGCUCAGCAUUCGGAGCACCCCAGCGGUAUUCGACGGAGGCACAAAUCGGGUGCUUGCCCCACUUUCUGUGCUGAGAAUGACCAGAGUGACAUUCGUGGCGCGUUAUCACGGCGCAGCAGUGGACCGAGGCUCGCUGUUCAAGUUGACGCUGGAACAAGGCCAAGGCCCGUACAAGCAGGUCCUGGCGAGCAGCGAAUUCGACAAUGAGGAGUUUACCAGCGUGGCUUCAGGACUGCGUAUUGGUGAUCUGGACUUGCAGCCAUCCAUGUGCGGAUCUGGCACCGGGGGACUGUGGCUGGUCAUGGAACGCCUGGCUCAGGGACAUAGUAGUCAAGCUAGUCCGAGCGACGAGGUUUUGGGCGUCGAGAUGUUUACAGAAGAAAGAGUCGAGCUGGGCCCAUGGGGAUUAGGCGAAGGCUGA
Molecule: messenger RNA, 2604 nt
Organism: Exophiala viscosa
Lineage: Eukaryota; Fungi; Ascomycota; Eurotiomycetes; Chaetothyriales; Herpotrichiellaceae
Product: calpain-7
Exons: 2
Coding region: 1-2604 (867 amino acids)
Biological process (GO): proteolysis
Molecular function (GO): calcium-dependent cysteine-type endopeptidase activity
Source: RefSeq, a predicted model, not a curated record